Molecule: messenger RNA, 2803 nt
Organism: Podarcis muralis (Common wall lizard)
Lineage: Eukaryota; Metazoa; Chordata; Lepidosauria; Squamata; Lacertidae
Source: RefSeq, a predicted model, not a curated record
UCUUGUUGCUGGUUGCAAAGGGCCCCCAUAACAGUUCAAGCUUCAGGGACCCCAAAAUGUAGGUCCGUCACUGAUACAGGGAGCUGUUUUAUCCUCCUCCCCAAACCCAACCCACUCUUUCGCUGGCCCGACACACACCUUUUCGUCACCUUCGCACUGAGGUAACUUCUGGCAACUUCUUCUGCCUUCCCUCAGUUGGGAAAAAGAAGAAGCAGUGAGCUGCUUUUGCCUCUGAUGAAGCUGCCUGUUGGUUGGGACUUUGGGACGAUUGGCUUAUUGAAGACUGCUGGUGCUUAUGCUAAGAAUAAAAGAAAAAAUGAGGAAGAAGAUGGUAUUUUUGGUUCCUCUGCCUUUCUUCCUUGGAACAGCUGAACAUCCUAUUGGUGGGGAGGAAAACCUGAUCUCUUCAGCAGUGCUGGAUGGAGACGUAGCAGUUAAAUCGAGCAAAGAGUCGAACUGUCAGAGGCGAGCGCAGCCCGAGAGCGCGGAGGGAUGGAGCCCGGCUUCCUGGAGGGAUGAAACUCCCGAGCGCCCCACCGGCUCCCUGAGCGCCCCGCUCGCUGCAAGCGAGGAUUUGCCAAGAGCGCGGCAGGAGCCCCUCCGUCCUGCGAGGGAGCGAGAAAGAGCCGGUUCGCGGAGCGCUCCAUUCUUCCCAGAUCCCUUGCUCAGAGAAUGCAGAAAAUGAGCAACAUCUAUGAAUCAGCGGCCAAUACUCUGGGGAUCUUUAGCAGCCCAUGUCUGACGAAGGUGGAACUGAGAGUCGCAUGCAAAAGCAUAUCAGACAGAGAUGCCCUCUCCAAGCCAGAUCCUUGUGUCAUCCUGAAAAUGCAGUCGCAUGGGCAGUGGUUUGAGGUCGACAGGACGGAAGUGAUCCGAACUUGCAUAAAUCCCAUCUUCUCAAAGCUUUUCACAGUGGACUUCUAUUUUGAAGAGGUUCAACGGCUGCGAUUUGAAGUCCAUGACAUCAGCAGCAACCACAAUGGGCUUAAGGAUGCAGACUUCCUUGGUGGCAUGGAAUGUACUCUUGGACAGAUUGUUUCACAGAGAAAACUCUCAAAAUCUUUAUUGAAACAUGGCAACACGGCAGGAAAAUCUUCCAUAACGGUGAUUGCUGAAGAAUUAUCUGGUAACGAUGACUAUGUUGAGCUUUCCUUCAGUGCACGGAAAUUGGAUGACAAGGAUUUCUUCAGCAAAUCCGAUCCAUUUCUGGAAAUUUUCCGGAUGAAUGAUGAUGCCACUCAGCAGCUUGUCCACAGGACUGAGGUGGUGAUGAAUAACUUAAAUCCAGCCUGGAAGUCAUUUAAGGUGUCUGUAAAUUCACUCUGCAGCGGAGAUCAGGAUCGUAGGCUGAAGUGCAUAGUUUGGGACUGGGAUUCCAAUGGCAAGCAUGACUUCAUUGGAGAAUUCAGUUCAACAUUCAAGGAGAUGCGAGGAGCCCUGGAAGGGAGACAGGUACAGUGGGAGUGCAUAAACCCCAAGUACAAAGUAAAGAAGAAGAAUUACAAGAACUCUGGCAUUGUCAUUCUCAAUCUCUGCAAGAUUCACAAGAUGCAUUCGUUCUUAGACUACAUCAUGGGUGGCUGCCAAAUACAGUUUACAGUAGCUAUAGAUUUUACAGCCUCAAACGGCGAUCCCCGGAACAGCUGUUCACUCCACUAUAUCCACCCCUAUCAGCCGAACGAAUACUUGAAGGCACUGGUAGCUGUUGGGGAGAUCUGCCAAGACUAUGACAGCGACAAAAUGUUCCCAGUCUACGGUUUUGGAGCCAGGAUACCUCCAGACUAUAAAGUCUCUCAUGAUUUUGCAAUCAACUUUAAUGAAGACAACCCAGAAUGUGCAGGGAUCCAAGGAGUGGUCGAAGCGUAUCAGAACUGCCUGCCUAAGCUCCAGCUCUAUGGGCCUACAAACAUUGCUCCCAUCAUUCAGAAGGUGGCUAAAUCAGCCUCAGAAGAAAGCAACAGUAAGGAGGCAUCGCAAUAUUUCAUCUUGCUGAUUCUGACGGAUGGCGUCAUCACAGACAUGGCCGAUACACGCGAAGCCAUUGUCCAUGCCUCCCAUCUCCCCAUGUCGGUCAUUAUAGUUGGAGUAGGAAAUGCUGAUUUCAGUGACAUGCAGAUGCUGGAUGGGGACGAUGGGAUCCUGAGAUCGCCCAAGGGAGAGCCUGUUCUUCGCGACAUCGUUCAGUUUGUGCCAUUCAGAAACUUCAAACAUGCCUCUCCAGCUGCGUUAGCAAAAAGUGUUUUGGCUGAAGUUCCAAACCAAGUGGUGGACUAUUACAAUGGGAAAGCGAUUAAACCAAAAUGUAUGUCAGAGUAUGAGUCUUCCAGGACAGUAGCUCCAUGACCUUCCCUGGACACUUUUACAGAGUUCAGAUAUGCUACUACUUACAGUUACUGUACUUAAAUGAAAAUAGCACGUUUUGGUGAUUUUUAACUCAAAUAAUUUUUUUUGCAUGUGUAGCCUAAAGGCUUGCCGGUAAAGGUUAAAGCAAUUGUAUUGUUGAAGACUUUUUAUGAAAACAAAAACAAAAACAAAAUUAUAACUCUUUACAUUACAGCAUGUCGCCUUGAAAUGAAAAAAAAAGUUAUCUGUAUCUGUUUUUUAUACAGGUUUGUUGAAAUUUUGCUAAAUUUCUUAUUAUCUUUACACUGUAAAGCAUUUUGAAACAUUUAUUGGAAGUUGAUAGCCAAAACGUCUUUGGGUUUAUCUGCUAUGAAAUGAAAAGGUUUUGGUUUUUUUUUUCAAAAUGGCAGAUGCAUGGACUGUAUUUUGCAUGUUCCAAAAUAAAAACAACAGUUUUGCA